Molecule: messenger RNA, 931 nt
Organism: Lates calcarifer (barramundi perch)
Lineage: Eukaryota; Metazoa; Chordata; Actinopteri; Centropomidae
Product: dynein light chain Tctex-type 1
Exons: 5
Coding region: 135-488 (117 amino acids)
Biological process (GO): microtubule-based movement
Cellular component (GO): kinetochore; cytoplasmic dynein complex; cytoplasm
Molecular function (GO): dynein intermediate chain binding
Source: RefSeq, a predicted model, not a curated record
CGUUGACUGUUGACAGGUCGCAGGAAGGAAGUCCGCAGCCACAGCUCUGUAUUUUUCUCUCCGAGCCGCUUCGCCUUUUUCCUUCACUUUUAAUUUAAAAAACAAACACUUCACCCACUUUGAACCGGAGAUAAAUGACGGGGAUGGAGGAAUAUCAUAACGGAAACGAGGGCUCCUUCAACUCUGAAGAAGCUGACAACAUUGUCAAAGAGUGCAUCGAGAACGUCGUAGGUGGUGACGACUACAGCCAGAGUCAGGUGAACAAGUGGACCGCCAGCAUCGUGGAGCGCUGCCUCACACAGCUAGUCAAACAGGGGAAACCCUACAAGUACAUCGUGACGUGUGCUGUGAUGCAGAAAACAGGAGCAGGACUCCACACAGCAAACUCCUGCUACUGGGACACUGCCAUGGACGGAAGCUGCACUGUGAGAUGGGAAAACCGCACCAUGUACUGUGUGGUCAGUGUGUUUGCUGUGGCUAUCGCAUAGGACACACAAAAAUAAUUAUAUAACGUAAAUGACCACCACUACCAUCAGAAGGGGAAUGCAGUGUCUCCCUGUGAACAGCAGGGGGCCACAGAGUCCACAUCCAUACAGCUGUGUGUUCACCUCCACAUGCUCCUUUAACCUCUGAGGAACAGCUGCAGAGGAGGAAACUGAUAGUUUUUUUUCAGAUGCAUGUAACAUCUCAUCAUGUAAAUGUAGUUAUCUUUUCAUGUCACUGCAGUGCUUUACCAGCUUCACAUCAAUCUGUAUUAUCACUGAUGCCUGACAGCAGCAGCUGUGCAACACAUCCACUCUGUGUUUUUGUUUUUUAUUCUGUUCAUCAUGUCAGUGAGAGAAAAAGGACUUUUGUACUCAGAUCUGUUUCCUGCAGGGAAAUGAACAUGAGAAGAUUUCUUGUAAAUGAAUAAAGGCAGAUGAACAGUGAA